CGACCAGUUUGAUAUCGUAGUGCUCCACUCGAGCACGCUUCUCCCUUUCCUGUGAGAGCCAGGAGAAGCGAAACCGUGCACACGGGUCGGCGAAGAGAUCUCUCUUCCCUCCGUAGCCCUGCCCGGCUGGAUCGAAUACUAGGCCGCUAGCGGUAGGGUUCCGCCUGUUCAGCUGGCCGUUCGCAGGAGACGCCCCCACAGUCCAACAGUUUCGCCGGCGAGUUGUGGUCCAUCGGCCUCAAUUUCUUGCUCUUCUACCAAUAUGAGCGCCUCCGGUGGUAACUCGGACUUUUUGAGGAGCCCGGCUGGUUCGACCAUCGGAGGAAACGGUUCUGGAAGUAGCUCUAGGAGAUACGGCUUGCCGUUCUCGACUUCGAAUUUGAUCCAGGCUCCGUUGUCUGCUCUGCUGGAGUACUCUGGGAUUCUUCGACCAAGAUCAAGCCACCUUGAGAGUGAGAAUUUGAUCGGCCGUGGAAUCAUCGCCGGCACAGGGGAGCGCGGUACCGCUCAGGUUGAUGAAUCCUUCGUCACCGAUAGCAGCGGUGGGGAAGUAUCCAUUAGGAUCUUUGACAUUGGCGAUCAGGAGAAUCCAAGAGCGAGUACCGGUAUUCCACAGUCUUUGCCUGUUGGCCUGAUAAGGGAAGGCAGUGUUGGAGAUACUGAUGUCUCUGUGGACCGGAUGCAUACGGUCUUGGAGAGACAGAGAGAAGAGGGAACGAGUAGUGAUGCUGGAGUUGGGUUCUCCUCAUUUGCUGGAGCUACGCCAUCUCCAUCUGUAUCGGGUUUUGGGGGCCAGAGCGUGGAAGGGGAAGGAAAUGUAGCAGGAGUUAAUAGUAGGGAUUCUCCAUACCAGAGAUACGAUAUACAGCAGGCUGCUAGGUGGAUUGAGCAGGUCCUUCCAUUCUCGCUGCUUCUGUUAGUAGUUUUCAUUCGACAGCAUCUGCAAGGUUUCUUCAUUACGAUUUGGCUUUCUGCUGUAAUGUUCAAGUCAAAUGAUUUAUUGCGUAAGCAGACAGCUUUGAAGGGAGAGAGGAAAAUUUCAGUACUUGUUGGAAUUGCAGUAAUUUUCACCUUUCAUGUGGUUGGAGUGUAUUGGUGGCACAGCAAUGAUGGGCUGCUUUAUCCGCUGGUUAUGCUUCCCCCAAAAGAAGUUCCACUGUUUUGGCAUGCAAUAUUUAUCAUUAUGGUGAAUGAUACUAUGGUACGUCAGGCAGCUAUGGCUGUGAAAUGCGUCCUGUUAGUGUAUUAUAAGAAUAGUAGAGGCUGCUACUAUCGAAAGCAGGGUCAAUUGCUAACCAUUGUGGAAUAUCUAGUACUGUUGUAUCGAGCAUUAUUACCAACACCAGUUUGGUAUCGUUUCUUCCUGAACAAGGAAUACGGCAGCCUCUUCUCCUCCCUUACCACAGGGCUGUAUCUAACUUUUAAGCUAACAUCUGUGGUUGAAAAGGUUCAAUCCUUUAUGGCAGCAGUAAAGGCUUUGUCACGGAAAGAAAUGCAUUAUGGAUCUAAUGCCACAGUAGAACAGGUCAUUGCAGCUGGUGAUCUCUGUGCUAUCUGCCAGGAGAAAAUGCAUGCUCCUAUCCUUCUCCGGUGUAAACACGUUUUCUGCGAGGACUGCGUUUCUGAAUGGUUUGAGAGGGAACGCACAUGCCCUCUGUGCCGGGCACUUGUGAAGCCCGCUGACCUUCGAUCAUUUAGCGACGGUUCAACCAGCCUUUUCUUUCAGAUUUUCUAGCUAACAUGCUUAAAGAAGAGCUACACUUCUCUGAUGAUUUUAAAUUCUUUGAAUUGAUUUUGAAAGAAGUGCAAUAUAUAAGUAAUUUAUAUUGUACUUAUCUCAAAACAAAUUCAAAAUUUUUAAAAUCUAUCUUUAUCAAAAAUUUGAUGAGCAUGUCCUGAUCAAAUUUUUUUACCAAGAUAGAUGAUCCUAAUAAUUGCUGGAGUGCUCCCAUGAAAUGCUGGGGAGGCUUUAAAGUGCUGCAAGUUCUCUGUAUUCUGCAUGUACUCUGCCAUGUCUGCAGCUGUAGCAAAUCUGGUAGAGAUGUUUAUUAUUAACUGUACAAAGAAAAGUAAAUUAACAUCUGCGAGUCAAAGAACAGAUCAAAAGUGAAAAAUUAAAUAUAUUUUUUUCUCGGGAAUGCUAUUUUCUGUACAUGUAUCUUUGAAAUGCAGAUGAAGAAGAAAAUAAAUUAAUUUUAUUUGAAUGAAAUGCAGGUCUCCUGUGAUUUUUA
This is a messenger RNA of Dendrobium catenatum, 2231 nucleotides long. Its product is annotated as RING finger and transmembrane domain-containing protein 2. Gene Ontology annotation, biological process: positive regulation of ERAD pathway. The coding region runs from base 263 to 1735 and encodes 490 amino acids. Gene Ontology annotation, molecular function: ubiquitin protein ligase activity. The transcript is spliced from 8 exons. Lineage: Eukaryota; Viridiplantae; Streptophyta; Magnoliopsida; Asparagales; Orchidaceae. The record is from RefSeq and is a predicted model, not a curated record.